UCUCUCUCUUAGCAAGAAACAGCUCUACAAGCUAAAAUUAAGAGGGCAGAGACAGAGAUGGCAAAGAGAGACCGAGUCAAGAAGACAAUAAAGGGUCCAGAAAUUAAAUUUAGUCAUUUCCCGUCGUGGGUACCUCUCCUUUUCCCCCGCAAAAUUCUCUCCUAUCUAAAAGAAACCACUUCUCUCUUUCAUUAUUUGUAUCAUCUCUCUCAUUUUCUUCAUUUGUUUUUGCCUAGCGGAGGCAUUGGGCUAACAAGGGCUCUGGCUGUGGCAUCCUGAUAUGAGUGCUUGAUUUUUUUAUUGUGCGCUUCUGUUUUGCGUGUCACACAUCUACACCCACAGGCCAUUUUUACGUUCCCCAUCAGAUGGCUGCUGUCUCUGGACCUCUAUCUCUCAAUCCAGUACCUGAGAUGGACCAUCUUGGGGAUGAGAGGAAAACAAGGAUUGAAUCCUUGAAAAAGAAAGCCAUCAAUGCCUCCAAUAAAUUUAGAAACUCUUUCACAAGGAAGGGUAGGAGAAGUAGUAAAGUAAUGUCUAUUGAAAUUGAGGAUGUACAUGAUGCUGAAGAAUUGAAGGCGGUUGAUGCUUUCCGCCAAGUACUUAUUUUGGAGGAACUCCUACCCUCAAAACAUGAUGAUUAUCAUGUGAUGCUCAGAUUCUUGAAGGCCAGGAAAUUCGAUCUUGAGAAAACAAAGCAAAUGUGGUCUGAUAUGCUCCAAUGGAGGAAGGAAUUUGGUGCUGACACGAUCAUGGAGGAUUUUGAAUUCAACGAAAUUGAUGAAGUCCUGCAAUACUACCCUCAAGGGCAUCAUGGUGUGGAUAAGGACGGAAGGCCUGUUUAUAUUGAGAGACUAGGCCAAGUAGAUGCUAACAAGCUAAUGCAAGUCACAAAUCUUGACCGUUAUGUCAAAUACCAUGUUCAAGAGUUUGAAAGAACUUUUGCUGUCAAGUUUCCAGCUUGUUCACUUGCAGCAAAAAGGCACAUUGAUCAAAGUACAACCAUUUUAGAUGUGCAAGGAGUGGGCCUCAAAAAUUUCAACAAAGCUGCAAGGGAUCUUAUCACCCGCCUUCAAAAGAUUGAUGGUGACAACUAUCCUGAGACCUUGAAUCGCAUGUUCAUCAUCAAUGCUGGUUCUGGAUUUAGAAUGCUGUGGAACACUAUUAAAUCUUUCCUUGAUCCUAAGACUACAGCAAAGAUCCAUGUUCUUGGCAAUAAAUAUCAGAGCAAAUUACUUGAGAUAAUUGAUGCCAGUGAGUUGCCUGAGUUCUUGGGAGGUACCUGCACUUGUGCUGAUCAAGGAGGCUGCAUGCGCUCUGAUAAGGGCCCCUGGAAAGACCAAGAGAUAUUGAAGAUGGUUCAAAAUGGAGAUCACAAAUGUACAAAAAAAUGUGAGAGCCAGAUUCCUGAUGAGAAGACAGCUUCCGAUGAUGACACAGUGUUCUCAAAGGGUUCAGCUCUAGAUGUUCCAAGGAACCAUUUCGAUUAUUCUCAAGUCGCUCCUAUUCUUGCACAAGUUUCUUCAAAGUUUGAGGACUAUGGGCCUAUAAUUGAGAAGACAGUUGAUAUGACUUGGAAACAACUUGCUGAAGAUGAGAAGUAUACCCUUACUAAAGCAGAUUGUUACGCCAAUUAUGAUGGUAGCAAGGUCUCUGAAGGAGGCUCUCCAAUUUUUACUGGUGUAAUGGCUUUUGUUAUGGGCAUCGUCACAAUGAUUAAAGUGACACGCAACAUGCCCAGGAAACUGACCAAUGCCACCAUCUAUUCCAGCUCUGUCUAUUGUGAUGAAGCAGAAGUUAAAAGCCGGGCACAUGAACCUGCCAUCUCUACUGCAGAUUACAUGACUGUCAUCAAACGCAUGGCAGAAUUGGAAGAGAAAGUGAAUGUUCUGAGCAUGAAACCUGCUAUGACUCCUAAGAAGGAGGAAAUGUACAAUGCUGCUAUGAGCAGGGUUGAUACCUUGGAGCAAGAGCUUAUGGCAACUAGAAAGGCUCUAGAGGAUUCACUUGCUCGACAGGAAGAGCUUAUUGCUUAUCUUGACAAAAAGAAGAAGAAGAAGAAGCUGUUUAACUGGUGAAUGAAUAAACAUUGGAUGCCUGGAGUUGCUAAGAGAACUGCUGGUGAGCUGAUUUUCUGUUUUCCAAGGCCACCUAGAUGCACGCUGGUUUAAGGUUUUGUGUACAAAAUAGAAAUCAGAGGUUUUUGUCCUGAUGUACAAUUUUUAUCCUUGCAUACAUAUAUCUCCAAUAAAAACUGGCAUCUUACAGAUCUA
Messenger RNA from Ricinus communis (castor bean), 2270 nucleotides. Its product is annotated as phosphatidylinositol/phosphatidylcholine transfer protein SFH12. The coding region runs from base 366 to 2075 and encodes 569 amino acids. The transcript has 15 exons. NCBI's taxonomy places the organism in Eukaryota, Viridiplantae, Streptophyta, Magnoliopsida, Malpighiales, Euphorbiaceae. The record is from RefSeq and is a predicted model, not a curated record.